AUGAGAGUUGAUGCAAAAGUUUAUUUGAAUGUAAUUGAUUUAAAAGACAUUGGUUCAUUAGACAAAGACAAAUUUCAACAUUAUGAGAUCUUUCCAAAGCUUUGCAUUCACAAACAUAUUAUCUGCACAGUUUCAGCAGCCUCAAACAAACAACAUACAGCAUCAAGAGAUACUGCAAAGUUGGACCGGGAAACUGAAGAAUUACACCAUAGCACUAUCACACUUGAUGUUGGGAAAAUAAUACAGAAAGCAAGAGUAGAGAAAGAAUGGACCCAAAAAGAUUUAGCAACUCGGAUAAAUGAAAAACCUCAAGUAGUGAAUGACUAUGAAGCUGGGAGAGCAAUCCCAAAUAACCAAAUCAUGUCAAAGCUGGAAAGGUCUUUGGGGGUGAGGUUGCGUGGCAAAGAGAAGGGAAUGCCUAUACAACCAAAAAGCAAAAAGUGAACAAUCUAGUCUUUGUGACAUUAAAGCCUACCUGUUCCUUUGAUAAGUUUGAAGUUUAGAAAUGAUAAGCAUGUUUUCAUCGCUGUUGUUCAAGGAACUCAAUAAGUAAAUCAUCUUUAUAAAUUCAUGAGUUGCCUUGUUAUUAGCAGAUUUCUUGCUUGUUGCUUACAGAUUUUGAAAAUGAAACUCAUUUUGCUUUUGUCUUGAAAA
This is a messenger RNA of Rhopilema esculentum, 654 nucleotides long. The record is from RefSeq and is a predicted model, not a curated record. NCBI's taxonomy places the organism in Eukaryota, Metazoa, Cnidaria, Scyphozoa, Rhizostomeae, Rhizostomatidae.